Messenger RNA from Magallana angulata, 2300 nucleotides. RefSeq names its product 5-hydroxytryptamine receptor 1B-like. Lineage: Eukaryota; Metazoa; Mollusca; Bivalvia; Ostreida; Ostreidae. Gene Ontology annotation, molecular function: G protein-coupled receptor activity. Bases 897 to 2171 code for a protein of 424 amino acids. Gene Ontology annotation, cellular component: membrane. The transcript has a single exon. Gene Ontology annotation, biological process: adenylate cyclase-activating adrenergic receptor signaling pathway. The record is from RefSeq and is a predicted model, not a curated record.
AAUGUUUUCCGUUACCACUUUUAAAUGCUGUAUAAACGAAUCAAACUAAAGUCUUCAUAAUUGAUAUAUGUUAUUCCAAUUUUUUAAGAGAGAGAGAGAGAGAGAGAGAGAGAGAGAGAGAGAGAGAGAGAGAGAGAGAGAGGCGUUUCCGCAUAUGGUCAUUUUUACCAAUCCUAGUUUAAACUCAGUAUAAUUACCAAACAGUGCAUAUAAUGCUUUAAUUAUCCACAUGUUCGUGUAUGUUCUUAUUUAACCUUCCACCGAAGAAAACGACUUAGAGUAAAGUGAUCAAAGCGAUCAGCGAGUGUUAAUUGGGUGCAAGCAAUCCCCUUGAUAUUUUAUGUAAGAAAGUUGAUCAAAAUGUCUGCUGGCUGUGAGCAACUCCCAAGAAAUGACGAGAUAUCCCUGCAACUGAUACCAUACCAGCUUCCGGGAGACAGGAAGAGAAAUGAUAUCAUUCAUUGAUAUCCGCCCCCGCAUAUCCAAAUCUCACCGGCUCACUCAAACCAGUCCGGACUGAGAUCUAACAUUUAUUGCCUCUGAAGUCUGUCUAAUCUUCUCGCCUUCUUCAGAAUCGAUUGGCUUAGUAUUUUUGUCUCUGCUUUUAAACAACUUGGCCCGCCUUCCAUGCCAAUCGAUAAAAAAAAUUAAUCCCACUCAGUCAUGAUUUCACUGUCAUAUCGUAGAAAAACGUUCGACGUUGCGACAGUGUGCAUUCUCUCGAGACGGAUGACGGAAGAAUAGAUGUGUUUGGGAACAAGAAUGAAUGGUUCUUUUACUCAACUUUUCUGUUAAAAGGCCGGAGAUCGUAAAUGACAAAACCAUCAUCCCGUCGUCUCAAAGAAUAUCAUUCGUGAACCUAAUUCUGAAACUGUGAUCAUUGCACAGCAUACAACAUGGAGAAUAACGGAAAUAAUAUGACGGCGGUAUCACUUUCACUGUCCUCGGCAUCUGUAGAGAAAAUUAUGUUCACUGGGAGUUCUUUGUUUCUCUUUAUGACCGCCAUUGUGAACUUCCUGGCCCAUAUUGUAAUAGGUUCCAUGCUUCUCAAGUCUCGUUCCUUUCGUCAGAGCCGUCAUAUAUACAUAUUCAGCGUAGCUUUGGCCGACUUCCUCGGUGGAAUGACGAUACCUCUCUCCAUAUUAGAAACAAUGAAUUCCGGUUGGACUUUAGACCCUUAUUUGUGCCCGGUUUUCUUGGUGACUAGACAUUCGAUGUUACUUGUUUCUCUUCUUAGCGUCUUGCUGUUUACCUUGGAUAGGUGGUGGAGUAUAACAUUUCCACUGUCAUACAGAGCGCGUCAAAGUCGGCACAAAUCCAUCAUUGUCUUGAUAAUUGUGUGGAUCUUUGCUGGAAUUGUCCAUGUACCUACAAGUUUUGUCUGGAACUCUCAGUAUAUGGACAAUGGAUACAAAAUAAAGUUCUGUUUGUAUCCCUACAAUUUUGACCCCGUGUAUGCAAUGUCGUUAACAGUUAUCGAAUUCUCUUUGCCAAUUUUCUUCCUCCUGGUUCUCAACGCUUCCAUUUACGUCGUUUUGACCAGGCGCCGUAACGCCACUGAGCUUAGGAGGUCAUUAAGUACAAAUGAACGAGCGGUUCGUAGUCGAAUAAACAAUCAGUCUUCUUGUCUUCCAAAUUGUAACUGUGCAUCAAAAAGGUGUGAUAACAAAGAACCUCGACCAUUAAAACAUGCCAAAAAUCACAGUUCAUCGGAGCUGCCAGCGCAAACAGCAACUGAAAUUGUUCGGAAUAGGAGCAGGUCCGUAGACGUUGGAUCUACUGUCAGUUGUCAAUACAGCUUUUCGCGAAAGGAGAGUGAUAACUUAGUGAGAGAUUUUCUGUUGCGCCAGGGUAUGAGAGCCGUGUUUUCGGUUGGCAUUCUUACGAUGGUCGCCAUCUUGUUCCGGUUGCCUUACGUCAUUGCCUCAUUGCUCGAUGUGUUUUCUUUUCCGGUGCCUUCAGGUACAUUGUUGUUUCUUCAAAACUUGACUGUGAUAAACACAAUGGUAAAUCCUUUUUUAUAUAAACUGGGUAACAAGAGCAUCAAGAAAACGCUUGAAAUCUGCAUAGCGUCAAAACUGGAAAAAACAGAUAAACUUGGAAUAAAAUUAACAAGCAUGUAUAGUAUUCUUGAUCGAAAUGGCAAAGUUUCUAAUAUUCUCAGAACAUGAAUGUAGAUUUCCUAAAAAAAAAAUCAAAGGAAACAAUAAUUUUUCUCUUGAUCUCUGUUGGUAUUAAUUUGUUUUAGGCUACACAAUGAUGUCAUUAUGCAUUUAUAUGGCUUAUAUUUGUAAUUAAAC